AUGAACAUCCAAACAGAUUACCAUUUAUUGAAUUCAGGUUUAUUUAUCAUGGAAGAUAAAAAAAAUAUAUCACAUAAAAAGAAAUUACAACUCAAAAAUCCCUUCGAUGAACUUUUAUUAAAGAAAAAUAAAUCCAUCGAACUCACUUCCUAUCCUUCCUUUACCGGUUCAGUAUCGUUGUUUUCCUCGUCAACGUCAUCAUCUGAUCUCAUUUACGCACCUAUCCCGCCUCCCAAGUUAUCUGUGUUGGGAGACAAUUCGCCUACUAUCUUGAAUGAUGAUGAAUCUCUAUCCAAAUUUUCGAAUGAUUAUCGCAUAGACAAGAAUGGUAACAUAGGACUCAUUUCACAAGGCUCAAGAUCGAUUUCUAAUGAAACCCUCACUACAUCUGUAAGUUUUAAUUCUCGUAUAAAUAACAAAAAUAACUAUAAUAACAAAUAUGCUUAUGAUUAUUCUUAUUAUAAUAAUGGACUCGACCAAUCCAAUCCCAAUAACAACUGGUUGAAACUGGUUAAACGGAUAUUCGAAGAUGCUCCCUUUGUUCAGGAAGAUCAAUUUUUAGAUGAAUUAAAGUACACUAUCAUAUCUUCAAAAUUAUUGUCAGAAACAUCACUAUCGUCCUCAAAGGUUAAAAUUUCACCUGUAACUAAAUCAAUUUUGGAUUUUAAAGACAAUUUUAGGUCAAACAACAAAUUAUUAAACUGCACUAAUAAAGGUGUUCUAACCAAAUACGGUUGCCUGAUUGUUACCGAGAAAAGUUUCCUGCUUCGCAGAAUAACGCCCUCAUAUAUCAAAACAGCAUUGUUUAUCUAUUCAACACUUAAAAAGUUGCUUCGCACUGCAAAUUUACCAAAUAAAAAUGUUUUUGGAGAAAGAAAACGUAUUUUUAUACUUUUAUUGAUCAUAAAUUAUUUAAACCUGCAGCAACAAACCUUUGCAUCGAAAUUUAUCAAAUACUCUACUUUGCUAAGCUUAAAAAAAAGUUUGUGUUAUUUUCAAAACUUUAAUGAUUUAGUCUCCAAGUAUUUAAAUUAUUAUAAGGAACUAGUGGCGCAACAAAACAUUACUAAUAACAAUAUCAAUGGCAACAACAAUUUUUUUUCGGAAAGAGAAAAAUCUAACGUUAUAAAAGAUUUAAAUGAAGUUCAUAUUAUGUUAAAUACAUGUUUAUUUUCUGCUUUCCACAAAGUGUUUGAUACUAUUAAACUUUUUUUACCUCUUAUUAAUAUUAACACAUUUGUUAGGUAUGUUGGAGUUUUCAAUAUCGAUUUGUUAUCUAUAUAUAAUUCCUACAAGAUAUAUCCUUCAAAUGAUCCUAUUUUACAAUAUAAAAGUUAUGUGGAAAUUAUGAAAUUUUUUCUAUGUACCAUUCUGUCAAUUUCUUGCAAUAACUCAUUUGAAAUUGACCAGGAAAAUAAAAAGUUUUUGUCAAACACCCCAUUAACACAUGACAUGCUGGCAUUUUUAGAAAAUUUAUUUCAAUUUGUUGAUAAAGAAAAUGGGACAUUUGACCAAACUGGGGGUUUUACAAAUAGUGGCGCUGGCAAUUACAAUGAUAACAGUAAAUUCAAUUGUUUGAAAUCACAGUUGCAAGACAUAAGUGAAUUUUAUAAACCAUUUAUAGAAUUGAUGGGCAAAAGAAAGGAACUUUUAUUUUAUCGGGGGGGUACUGAUGCAAUUAAUAAUAGUAACAGAUUAUCGGAUGAUGGAUUAAUUGAAGGUGAUCGUCUAUCUGCGGAAUUAAUUGACACUUUAUCUUUUUAUUUGAGAAAUAUUCAAAAUAGGUUACUCUCGGCUAAUAAAUUAAAAUUAAAUGAUCCUAAAUUUCAAACAUUGAUAAAUAAAGAGCUUAGCAAUGUUACAGAUGCGUGGAAUUCAUACAUAGUAAGAGACCCGUCAAACAUAUAUAAACAACGAAAUGAAUGCGUUUAUAGAUCAAACACUAAUAGCCUUAGGGCCUCAAACAACAAAUGUAAAGGACCAAUUAAUGGUUUAUCAUUGAAUGUUGUUAAACCAUCAAGAAAUACAUCCCUGUUACCUGUUAAAAGUCUAGGACUAAGUACUAACGAUAACCUUAUAAAUAUUGAAGAGCCGGUGGGAGAAAAUACUACCACAAAAGAAGUAGAAGAACAAGAAACGGAUGAUAACAGUUUAUCAAUGCACAAUACCACAAUUAUGACACAUGCCUCUAAAUUUAGGGCAAGCACUCCGGAAGACUAUCAUUAUUCCCCAUUGAACCCUAAACUAACUACACCUAUUGAAGAUAUUAUCGACGUUGAAGAAGGAUAUUCCAGUGGUGCAAGUUUAGAAAUGGCGGAAAGCGGCAAUGUUAUAAAACAUAAAAGUAACGCAAACACGGGCGAUCCUAACUCUGUAUACGAAAAGUUUAAACAGUUAUCUGACGACGAAUUAAGAAACAGACUGAAUGAACGAAUUAAAUCAUUUGCUAGAGAGAACAGGAAGGGUAAAAAAAUGCAAUUAUUAAGUAAGAAAAGUUUUGACUUAUUAGCUAAUAAUGAAAGUGGUACGAAGCCCACAACUAAACACCUUAUUAAACAUGCGAAGAAAAAAAAGGUGAAGAUAAUAGAAAAGAAGAAUAUAGAUACAAACUUUGUUGAGAAUGCUAGUGAUAGAUCUAGCGAAGAGUUAUUGUAUUAUGGUCUAGAUAAUCAAAGUAAACUGGAUAAUCAUUUGAAAUUUUGUAACGGCAUUUCAAAGCCUUGUGUUUCCGAUACGGGAAAUGAUAUUAUAGUUGAAAGUUUGGAAAAUAUUACAGAAGGAAUUUCGAAAAAAAUGUUCAGGGAGGAAAAUAUUCCAUUUUUUUAUGAGUUGAAUGAUAUAUUAAAUAUUAAUAAAAGCGACAAAACCGAUAAAGAUUUCGAUAACGAUUAUUAA
Molecule: messenger RNA, 2895 nt
Organism: Saccharomycodes ludwigii
Lineage: Eukaryota; Fungi; Ascomycota; Saccharomycetes; Saccharomycodales; Saccharomycodaceae
Gene: INP2
Product: Inp2p
Exons: 1
Coding region: 1-2895 (964 amino acids)
Source: RefSeq, a predicted model, not a curated record